This is a messenger RNA of Cyphellophora attinorum, 1083 nucleotides long. Its product is annotated as Esterase. The record is from RefSeq and is a predicted model, not a curated record. Bases 1 to 1083 code for a protein of 360 amino acids. The transcript has 4 exons. Lineage: Eukaryota; Fungi; Ascomycota; Eurotiomycetes; Chaetothyriales; Cyphellophoraceae. Gene Ontology annotation, molecular function: hydrolase activity.
AUGUUCGGAGCGACGCAGAAAGCGUACCGCCGACCAGGGCAAACGUUUGGGGAUCCCACAUUACUUGAAAAGCUCGAUCUCGUUCCUGGACUAUCUUCUCUGGCAUUCACGAUAAUCGCGGGUCUAUUGACCGCAGGCUUUCGAGGAGAGCGGGGAGCUGUAGGCGUUCGGCUGUCAACUGCCCAGUUGCAAUACAUCAGUCCGCCCUUUCGAGAUCUGUACAGGAAGUACUGCAAAAAGCACGGAAUAGUGCCUCAAGUUCUCAACCUCAAAUUUGGCACCGAAGCAUUUUGGAUUGGAUCACCUUCGGCCAAGAACAUCGUGAUCUACUUUCAUGGUGGCGGCUUCAGCUUGGAUGGAGAGGACGACCACAUACGAUUCUGGGCGGACGAUGUCGCAAGUGAUGUCAAUGCCGGGAGUCGAAAGAAUGUCGCCUUCCUCUUCUUGGCAUACACUUUGGUGCCCUUCGCAACCUAUCCAACCCAGAUAUACGAAGCAGCAGAGUGCUUGAAGCACGUUCUAUCAGAGCUGGGUCGGUCGCCGUCCGACGUGACCAUAGCUGGCGACUCCGCUGGAGCCAACAUUUGCCUGGCAUUGCUAUCACUGAUGCUGCACCCAAGCAACGACUUGCCCGAAGUCCAAGUCGACAAGCCGCUGAAGGCGAUGGUCCUGUUAGGGCCUUGGCUCUCGUUUCAGUACGAUUAUCCUUCCAUGACGGUGAACGCACAGAAGGACAUAUGUGCCGUUCCGUCCGAAGCCAUGUGGGCUCGCGACUACCUCGCCGGGAAACCAUCGACUCCUUAUGCCGAGCCGCUCGAUGCUGAUGCAGAAUGGUGGAAGGGCGCCGAGCUCAAAGUGUCCCAUUGUUUUGCAUCGUCAGGCAGUCACGAGAUCUUGCUCGACCAUACAAUCGCAUGGGCCGCCAAGUACAGAUCAGUCACGCCGGAAGACCACUUUGAGCUGGUCAUUGGCAACGGGGAAUGCCACAUCGCGCCCAUAAUCGAGCCAUUACUAUGCGACUCGUCUCCCACGGAACAGGGCGAUGCGAUUAAGACAUUCUUCAAGACUCACUUUACAUCAUGA